UAUAGAUACCGGGCUGGUGUUAAAUAAACACCGGUGUGUUUGCAGUGUAUUGUCAAUAUUACUAUUAUUAUUAUCAUUAAUAUUUUCUUUCGCCAUUUAUACAAAGUGCUUCCGAAGAUUCGGUAAACAAAAAAUCAUUGUUCAAAGAGACUGUCGGGGAGACUGUUCAUGUUCUGCACCAACUGUUAAUUAUGACGAAGCGCCGGUCUGCCAUAUGUCAAGGGCAUCCAGUUUCCUCACUCGCUCACGGAGUAAUUCCAACGGAAGGGGCGGUGUCUAUGUACUAUCCACCGCUCCACCGGGCCGCUGCAUAUGGCUACAUGUACUGCACGUGUACGUGUACAUGCUCACACUACAGCGCUAUAGUACUUCUCUCGAUCCCUCUCGAUCAACGCAGCAUUGUAUGGUAUGGAUACAAACAGUGAAAAUCCCAUUACUUUGGAAUGACAGUCUAUUAUGGAUGUGCUAUUCUUGCUUUUGUCUUGUGUAAUUCUUCCAUUAUGCAGCAAGCCGUUUUCAGCAGGACAAUCUAUUGAGGGAUCGCUGCGACUCGUCGAUGGCCUUACAUCCAACGAGGGGCGUGUAGAAAUCUACAAGAAUGGUGAAUGGGGAACAAUAUGUGACGAUAGUUGGGAUAUAUCGGACGCCAAAGUGGUGUGUCGUCAGUUGGGUUAUCCGGGAGCGGAGUUGGCCUUCACAAGGUCGCUGUUUCACGGAGGAGUCGGCAGGAUCUGGAUGAGGCAGGUACAGUGCAGUGGCACAGAGAAGUUGCUCUCGGAAUGUUCCUUUAAUGAUUAUGACAUAUGUGACCAUUCAGAGGAUGCAGGAGUAAGGUGCCUGGUUGAUGCUGAACCGGCUGAGGGAGACCUGCGAUUGAUGGGAGGCAAUGCAACUAAUCAAGGACGCCUCGAGGUUUUCUACCAUGCCGAAUGGGGCACGGUGUGUGGCAAGAAAUGGGGACUAGCAGAAACCAAAGCAGCCUGCAGACAGCUUGGAUUUAAAGGAGGAGCCUCCUUCAGCACUGGAACUGGAUUUGGAGAUGGAAAUGGCCGAGGUUGGCUGGAUCCUGUCGUGUGCAAAGGCAACGAGAAUCGCCUGGAGGAAUGUUCCCGAAGUGAAUGGGUUUCAUCUCAAUGCAGCAAUGAUAAGAAUAUCGGCGUAGUGUGUCUACAUACAGAAGAUGGAGAUUCGCGCCUCGCGGACGGGAGCAGCCAAGCCCAUGGGCGAGUGGAGGUGUACUACCAGGGUAUCUGGGGCACUGUUUGCAACAGCAGAUGGACCAAGGAUGAAGCUGACGUAGUGUGCAUGGGCUUGGGGUAUGACGAUGCAGCCAGGACCAGCGUCCGCAACGUCCCUGGUGGAAGCGGGAUGAUCCUGCUGGAUGAUGUGAACUGCAUCGGCUUGGAGCGAUCACUGCGAUCUUGCCACUCUCGAGGAUGGGGAGUUCAUGACAACUGCACUCACGAUAAUGACAUCGCUAUUAAAUGCAGAAACAAGGGACCUCUGUCCUGGAUACAAAUAACUGGCAUAGUUCUCGGUUGUCUAAGCGUCCUUGUAGCUGUUUGUAAAUGUUGUCUUAGGUGUCUCUCAGACGAAAGCUCAAACGCCACAACUGUUGUGGGAUCGAGGCCGGAAGGAACAACGCAAGACGGAGAAGAACCUGAUGCCAGUGAACCACUGAAUCAAAAGUCGGAUGUAGAUGGAGUAGAGGUGUCUCCGCCAUCUUACGAUGAUAUUGGACAGUUUCCGACAAAACCAAAAGGAGAUACAUUUGUGUGAAGAUAUUACACAACUGUAGCUUACCAUUGUGAAACCAGGGUCCCUUUCAAACCCGAAAUUAUGAUAACAUUAUCUCCGACAGAAAAAAGCCUCGACAGCUGAUUUAAAAACAGUUUACAGCUUAUAGUAACCUAGACAUACUCUCCGCAUGAUAUCGCACUGCUCCAAACUGGAACAGUCCAUUCGCUAAGGCAGGGCUUGUGCCGAAUUGCAAAAUUUUAAGUUGAUGUAGCAUGACAUCGCCUCCGUGAAACAGGUCCCAGUUGCAAAAUGGGUUUCAUUAGCACAUGUUUUCGCUUAGCAGGCAGACCUUAAUUUGGAUGAUAGAGUAUUACUGAUGAAGAAAUGAUAAGGACAUUGGUCACUACAACAGUUUUCGAACUGUCAAGGCAGCCGCUUGUGGGACAAAUGAAUUUGGAGUGCGUCGCUGAUUUUACACGACACUCAGAAAGCCAGUUGUUACUACUCUAGCUUUUCCACUUUGCUACGAACAGCGUAUUCUACACACCCCUCCCGAGUUUGUGAUUACAGUCUGUCCUCUUGUAGGUGAACGACUGUGAUCUAAGAACCUUGUUCAACAUUGAACAACAUGCCGUCUCAGACCAAGAACUCAUCAAUGGGAAGACUCUUACCCUGUUUAGAGCUUGCCGGAAAAUAUAUAUAUUUAUUUUUUUUGUUCCAAGAAGUAGACACUCUUAAAUUCCAAUAAUAAUAAGUUAUGAGUUAUUUAGACUGAGAGAUAGCAUUGUCAUAUCCGAAUUGAAUAACUUCUUCCGUUUGAUGAUACACAGCGGCUGACAUUUUUUUUUACUGGGAUGAAUAAAAACAAUGACAAGAAACACAAUACCGUAUAUUUGUUUUAAUGUUGAAUUUAUAGGGCAUAGUAGGAAAUUGCUUGAGUAGAGAAAUUCAGACAGUCACAGCACUGACAUUUCCGUCAAUAUUCGAUAUAAAACGAAAGAGUUUUGGCAAUGCCAUUUGGGUUAUUUUCACAAGACAUUCAAAUUCACAUCCUGGUUAGUAUUCAAAGGAGGGAGUCGAUUAUGUCUCUCACACUCAUUACUUCUCUUGCAUUUUUUGUGAGGCAUACGAAAUAUUUCAAUUUUCAUAGAUUUGAUGAUAAAAAAGACCUCCAUCAAAAUGAACAUGCAUUUUCCAUGAGGAAUCAAACAAGAAUUUACAUUAUUGGAAGAUAAGAUUUCGUAUCAUUAUUUGCGAAAGAAAUCGUGAAUUACGUUACUUUUCUUUUUCUUAUUUGCACAUCGCCAUUGACGUGUAUAUCUUUAUCACUGUUUUCCUUAAAAUAAGCACUUUAAAUUGUCAUAAC
Molecule: messenger RNA, 3106 nt
Organism: Lytechinus variegatus (green sea urchin)
Lineage: Eukaryota; Metazoa; Echinodermata; Echinoidea; Temnopleuroida; Toxopneustidae
Product: neurotrypsin-like
Exons: 5
Coding region: 457-1779 (440 amino acids)
Cellular component (GO): membrane
Source: RefSeq, a predicted model, not a curated record